AUGCUCUCCUUGCUCUUGUCCUCCAAGCCGCUCCAUCACACCGGCAACACCGCCAGAUCCCCCCUCACCAGCAAAGACCAGGCCGCAGACACCCUCAACCACUACCCAAACUACCAAACCAGCACUAUCCCCUAUGCCCGUCUCCACACCAUACGUUGCCUUAUACAAAUCGCCCCACCGCUCAACUGCCUGCUUGGCGCGAUUGGAUCCAGCUCUGUCUACCUCCUCGCCACUCUAGCCACCUUCCUUGCCUGCCGACUCCAACACAGCACCCACCCCAAUGAAAUCUUCGCCAUCCAGUCGGACUCCAACCCAAUCACUCACCACCUCGCUGCCAAGCAGAAGCAGCAGUAG
This is a messenger RNA of Puccinia triticina, 354 nucleotides long. RefSeq lists its product as uncharacterized. The transcript is spliced from 2 exons. The record is from RefSeq and is a predicted model, not a curated record. Bases 1 to 354 code for a protein of 117 amino acids. NCBI's taxonomy places the organism in Eukaryota, Fungi, Basidiomycota, Pucciniomycetes, Pucciniales, Pucciniaceae.